AUCAUGUUAGUUGUGAAUUGGUCCACCUGGAGCCAUUCAGGGUAUGAAUCAUUUUAACUGUAUCCCAGCUUAAUCAGGGCAGUGGAGUGAUUAAAUGCCUACCCUUUAGGUUUUAAGCUAAGCAGGGCCCCUUUUACACUGAGGCCAGGAGAAAAAUCAUCUCUGUUCAGAAUCUAGGAACUAUGCUGGAUCAGCCCAGGGGGCCAGCUGGUCCAGUGUCUAGUCUAUGAGAGGGACCAGAACAGAAGCCAAAGGCUUCAGGGGAAAGGGCAACCCGCCCCCUCCCCAAAAGCUGACAGUGAUGAGCCUGCGAAGACUUUUUUCCCCCAAUGCAAAAUUGUUCCGGACAGCUGCAGCCUGGCUCUGCCUAGUGACCCUGAGACGGUUCAGCACAGCGAUUUCUCCCCGUCCUGGAAGUUGCCUCAUGUGAGCGGAGCCAGCGGCCCUGACCCACCCCUGGCUGGGGCUGCCCUUUGUUCCGGGGCCCCAGAGCCAGCAGCUCCGCCUGGGGGGCUUCGCCGCAAGCCGGGACUGUUUUCGGUGGAUCAUUUCGAAGCGUCGGUCCGUCCGGGAGGGUGAGAGCUGGAGCUGCCUCUCGUGCGCUCCACCUGCCUGCGCCCUUCACUGAUCGCCCCCUGCACCACGAUGACCAGAAGAGAGCCCGGGGUGCCUUCGCCCCACCUCCCGCAGGGGCCCGCACGCGCUGUGGUGGGCGGCGGGCUGCAGCCCGCGGGCCCCUGUCCAGGCAGCGGGUCUUUACCGCGCUAGGACUGACUGUGCGCUGGGCGUGUUUCGGCGGCUCGCCCUCCGGCCAGCGGGCCGAGCCCUGCCCAGGAAACCCUCCCACCUGUCGCGGCCAGCGCCCCGCUCUGCCCUGCCGGUGCAUCGCCAGCGUGUGUGCGCGGGGGGAAGAGACUCCCCUGCUGAGCAACUUCCCUCCUCCCGCCCGGGCUCCCCUGGCAGCGGCAGCAUGGCGUGGGGCGAGCUCAACUUGCUGCUCUACCUGGCGCUCUUCUUCCUCCUGCUCCUCCUCCUCGGCCUUCUGCUCUUCCUGCUCAUCAAGCAGCUGGAGAACUCCGUGGCCAGCGCCGGGGCUCUGCAGCCGGGCCGCCCGUCCCUGCGGGAGCCCUGGGGCUCGUGCCGCGAGCAAGCCCUGUGAUUUCGGGGUCCGGGCGCAGUCCGGAGACAGGGGGGGUGUCCCCGCUGCAAGAUGUAGCGUCCCUGCUGCCGCCCAGAGCUUGCCUCGCUCCCUGGGCGGUCUGGGGAUCGCAGCCCGCCGUAUUUAAGGGAGAGCAGUAAAGUUUGGCCUGAGCAAGUUGGAGCUCCGAGGUGGCCCAGGGGCUGUCCCUGCAGCUCUGUAUGGGACACAUGGUCCCGCGCCCCGGGGCCGAGCACUGUCGGCAGAGGCCACCUAGUGUUGUGCUCUGCUUUUGCUGGAGAAUGCAGCGUCUGUGGGCUGCGGUGAAGUAGUUUCCCACGGGAGCGGGGAAAUUCCUGCUGUGUCUGUGGUGUGCGAGGAGGGGCUGUCAGCCCAGGGAACAGAGCGCAGGCUAAGCAGCUGCUGGAAAAGAGGCAUCACACGCUUGGUGAAGUAUUUCCAUCCAUGUGCUGUGAAUGGCUUCUGGCCACUUUUAGUUUUUGAGAUCGAUGACUAGAUUAGUGGAAAAUUACUCGUAUUCACGUCCUGACAACGGGCAGAGCUACCGCACAGUUCCUGUCACUGCUUUCUGCCCUCUAGUGCAGUUGAGCAGCAGAGAGGAAACUUCUGGGCCACAAGUCCUCACAAAAGGAUCAAGUACCUCGUUUUCUGCAUAGCAGCCUCAAACACGGACACAUUCAUCUUCCCCUUGUGAAAUACCUGUUGGUGUAAGCACUCUGUUGCUAUUCAUCUGCAAACGUCCUCCACUUUUGAUUCUCUCCCAGCUGCUGCUGCCUUUAAUCUAUCAGUCUCUCUCAGUACAUAACAAAGGAGAAAAUGUGAUGAUAAAAGCCUCAAUCCCGAAGUCUUUACUCAAGGGGAAAAAAUCCUAUUAGGCCAGAUUCAUCUGGGAAAUUAUUUUGGAUUUGCACUGGCAUAAUUGAGAUUAGAAUUAGAGCUGUUUGGAAAAUUCUGAAAUUUUUCAACAAAAAGGGGAUGCACUUUUUUGCAAAUAUUUUAAUGAAAACA
Messenger RNA from Mauremys mutica (yellowpond turtle), 2167 nucleotides. RefSeq names its product small integral membrane protein 43 (gene SMIM43). Bases 971 to 1159 code for a protein of 62 amino acids. The transcript has a single exon. The record is from RefSeq and is a predicted model, not a curated record. NCBI's taxonomy places the organism in Eukaryota, Metazoa, Chordata, Testudines, Geoemydidae.